CUCACUCACUGCUCGCACACAUUUAAGGACAGUCUCAGAAAGAGCUUUACAAGAAGCACCAUAACACCGGAGACGGGCGCAUCAGAGUGUGGCUAGGAAUUAGGCAGAUUAUGAAUGCAACUGAUGAUUUGCUGCUUGCAACAAGGGACACUGCCAAGGAACUGAAAACUGGAAUCCACAUGCAUGUUGCAGAGAUAGCAUACGAGAAUCAAUUUGUGACAGAGACGCGAAAAGUUGACCAUGGAACGAUAACACACUUGGAGAAUAUACAGUUCCUCCAGAACAAUUUGCUAGCUGCCCACACAGUUUGGGUUAAUCCUUCUCAGAUUGAUUGUCUUUCAAGGGCGGGGUCAAAGUAUCUCAUUGCCCUGCCGCUGCGAUGCGAAUGCUUGGAUUUGCACCUAUUAGAGAGAUGCUGGAUGCUGGCAUCUGUGUCUCUUUGGGAACAGAUGGGGCACCCUCGAAUAACAGAAUGAGCAUAGUUGAUGAGAUGUACCUGGCUUCUCUGAUUAACAAAGGACGGGAAGUUCAUACAAAUGGAACUACUGAUCCUACUGCUCUUCCUGCUGAAACAGUUCUUGAGUUGGUGACUAUAAAUGGUGCAAAAUCAGUACU
Molecule: messenger RNA, 615 nt
Organism: Malus domestica (apple)
Lineage: Eukaryota; Viridiplantae; Streptophyta; Magnoliopsida; Rosales; Rosaceae
Source: RefSeq, a predicted model, not a curated record